CGACCCUUCCGUACAUCCACGGGCUCAUUUAGCGCACACAUAGCGGAACACGGGCCAGUUUCCUGUGUGAGCCGUCUGGUGUCGAGUCAACUUCUUUUGGCUCCCGGCGAACCUUCGGCACCUUCCAGCGGACAUCGGUGUACCUGAGGGUCUGUCGUCCCCCCUCCACAGAUGUAGAGGGAGUUGUCAUCUGCAGCAGCCGUGUACACAACUCUUGUGCUGUCCAGUGAAGUUGCCCACCAUGCGUGAGUACAAGCUCGUGGUGCUGGGAUCAGGAGGCGUGGGAAAAUCUGCACUGACAGUCCAAUUCGUGCAAGGCAUAUUUGUGGAAAAGUAUGACCCCACAAUAGAAGACUCCUACAGAAAGCAAGUGGAGGUUGAUGGGCAGCAGUGCAUGCUGGAGAUCCUGGACACAGCCGGCACAGAACAGUUCACGGCGAUGAGGGACCUGUACAUGAAGAACGGCCAAGGCUUCGCUCUGGUGUACUCCAUCACGGCACAAUCCACGUUCAACGACCUCCAGGACCUCCGGGAACAGAUCCUACGAGUGAAGGACACCGAGGACGUUCCCAUGAUCCUGGUGGGGAACAAGUGUGACCUGGAGGACGAGCGCGUGGUGGGCAAGGAGCAGGGUCAGAACCUGGCCCGGCAGUGGAGCAACUGUGCCUUUUUAGAGACUUCAGCUAAAUCAAAGAUCAAUGUUAAUGAGAUUUUCUAUGAUCUGGUGCGACAGAUCAACAGAAAAACGCCGAUGGAAAAGAAGAAGACAAAAAAGAAGUCGAGUUGCACACUGCUCUAAAACGCCCUCCCACGGCAGCUCCAGGCCAGAAACUUGUAAUGAUUAACUGUUUCCCAGUGGAUCGUGCCAGCAUUCCAAGUCCUCUCCAGACCGUUUUGAAACAGGCCGACAGAAAACUUCACCACUCGCAAAAUGGCAGGAGAUGGCACAUACUCCAGAUACUCUUUCUGCUUUUUAAUGGCAAAGAAAUCCGCCUGUGUUUUUUGGGUUUUUUUUUGAAUCGUCAGCCUGAUGACAACUGUUAUUUUUUUUUCUCUCUCUCUUUUCUCCAAGGUGUCUUUCUUUUGGAAAUAUCAGUGUAAAAGAGGAGACCGUGGAUUUAAAUCCAUAUAUGGGAACUAAAACCUUUUGUUAUAAAGUAACAUCAGUCUUUGGCAUAUUGUGACAAUGCGUUUGCAGAGGAGUCCAUGUGAAAUGUUGGUCUUCUUGUACAUUUCUGCACUAACAGUGUCAAUGAAGAUGCGUCAUUGUCCAUAAGUUACUCGCUCCUACUUACAGGGACGUGCAUUGAUGAGAUAACAUCUUUCCUAAGUGACUUUGUUUUAUAUUGAGAGCUGCAAGCCUUCCAUAUUUCCCAUAAUAUAUUCUACUUCCAUUUUUGCAUAAUAAAGCUAAGGAAAUUAGUAUUUUAUAGACCGAUGGGGGGGAAAAUGGUGCGUUCUGAUUUGUGUCUUGAGGCUGAAAAUAUAUUGUACUAAACCAACUCUAAUAUUGCUUCUUGUGUUACCCUGUCACAGAUGAUUUUCCAGCUUUUAUGAAUGAUUAAAUUUUAGUACAUUUUCAUUAC
This is a messenger RNA of Salarias fasciatus (jewelled blenny), 1586 nucleotides long. RefSeq names its product RAP1A, member of RAS oncogene family a (gene rap1aa). NCBI's taxonomy places the organism in Eukaryota, Metazoa, Chordata, Actinopteri, Blenniiformes, Blenniidae. The transcript is spliced from 9 exons. Gene Ontology annotation, molecular function: GTPase activity; GTP binding. The coding region runs from base 242 to 799 and encodes 185 amino acids. The record is from RefSeq and is a predicted model, not a curated record. Gene Ontology annotation, biological process: Rap protein signal transduction. Gene Ontology annotation, cellular component: membrane.